AUGCGUCCCUUCCUUUUCCCACGGUAAAGAGACACCACCUCGCUUCCUUCCGCCUUGACGCCUUUUGGCACCAGCGACUCGCCGUUGCCCAGGCUGCGGCGUUCACUAGUUGAGGUGAUGGCGACUGGGACACCAGAUUCGCAAGCGCGAUUCGGUCAGUCUGUGAAGGGGCUCCUCACAGAGAAGGUGAACACCUGUGGUACGGACGUGAUCGCGCUCACCAAGCAGGUGCUGAAAGGCUCCCGGAGCUCCGAGCUGCUAGGUCAGGCAGCUCGAAACAUGGUCCUGCAGGAAGAUGCCAUCUUGCACUCAGAAGAUAGUUUAAGGAAAAUGGCGAUAAUAACAACACACCUUCAAUACCAGCAAGAAGCUAUUCAGAAGAAUGUUGAGCAGUCUUCUGAUCUACAGGACCAGUUGAAUCAUCUGUUGAAAUAGAGCAGCUUGUAAGAGGGAAAAGCACUUCUUUGCCUGACACUGAGAAGGAAAUAUUUUAUUCAGCUACUGUCCUAUGGGUUUGAUUUUCCAUUUUCUUCUCCAAAAGUUAAGUUAGAAAAGAUUUAUGAUGGUGUGCAGUUUCUCCUGAAGAGAAGCUAGGUGGUUGAAUUUUGGAAGUACUUCUCGAAGCAGACUAACCCAUGCUCUUAGUGAAUUUUUAAAUGCUCUUGUUUAGUUUGAUGUAAAAGCAAAAUUAAAGAGGUCUUAGUUUUUUCCAUAGAACUUUUAUAUAUGUCAAGAGCUAUAUCAUCUAACUGUGAUUCUUAAGCAAAUGCUGAAUAAUGUUUUAAAUUCAGAAAUACGACUUCUAUUGUGAAAACAGGAAUGAUUAAUAUUCUUUUUAAAGACUUUUUUUCUUUUAAUCAUACAUUCAGGAAAUUUCAUGGUCACAGAAUGGUGAUAGGUAAUAUCUGUUCUUUUCUAUUAACUCAGAGGAGAUAUUUAUUUUAUUCAUUGUAGCAAAUUCCUAAAUGAAAAUUAGGCAAAUGGUAUCAUAUCUGGCCUGCUGCAACCUCCUGCCUUGACCUGCAUUCCUAGUUUCUUUGUUGUGACUCUUGAUUAGUUGGCCUUGGGUUCAUUUUGUAAUUUUGCUAGUCAUCAGCAGAUUCACUUGUAGAACAUUAUUGCCAAAUGCAAAGGCAGUUGAAUUACCAGGAAUGAUUGCAGUGUAGGGUUGUGCCAUGGUGAAAACCUUAUGUUUUCAGUUAUUUGCCCAUGUUCAUUUAAUUUAUCUUGCUAAAAGACAUUACCUUUGAAUGUUUUUGUUUGAAUUUUAAAUGGGACUACAUUGUGUUCUAGGUCAUUUCUUAUCACUAAAGAAUUAGGAGAAAGCUGACAUAAGAAAAUAGUGUUUUCAGUGAAAGAAAAAAGCAAAUAAGAGUCCAAUUUAAUUCAUAUUGUAUAUCAUCAAGUCGACUAAUCAUAUUAGAUUGUAUUGUAGAUAAAUACAACCUAAUAAUGCCUAUACACAUUAACUUAAGGUAAAACAAAAAACUAGGUAUGAAGGAAUUCAGUUAUGCAUUCCUUUUAUAAACUCUCAUUACACUUAUUAAAUGUAAAUGGGCUCAAUUCACCUUCAAAAAGAAGGGUCUGGAAACUUCUGGAACUGUAGUGGACCAAUAUUGACAGCAAAUGUUAGCAAAUUGACAGCACAUGUUAGCAAUUGACAGCAAAUGUUAGCAAACAUUACUAUCACUGUUGCUGUUCAGCAUUUUGCUGGAGGCCAUGUCUAGUGCAGAAGUUAAAAAUAAGUAUAGCUAAUGGGGCGCCUGGGUGGCUCAGUCAGUUAAGCAUCUGCCUUCAGCGCAGGUCACAAUCCCAGGGUCCUGGGAUCGAGUCCCGUGUCAGGCUCCCUGCU
Zalophus californianus (California sea lion) is the source of this 1852-nucleotide messenger RNA. It is a transcript of the gene BORCS7, whose product is annotated as BLOC-1 related complex subunit 7. Gene Ontology annotation, cellular component: BORC complex. The record is from RefSeq and is a predicted model, not a curated record. Lineage: Eukaryota; Metazoa; Chordata; Mammalia; Carnivora; Otariidae.